This is a messenger RNA of Cucumis melo (muskmelon), 1828 nucleotides long. RefSeq names its product S-adenosyl-L-methionine:benzoic acid/salicylic acid carboxyl methyltransferase 1-like. Gene Ontology annotation, biological process: methylation. The transcript is spliced from 4 exons. NCBI's taxonomy places the organism in Eukaryota, Viridiplantae, Streptophyta, Magnoliopsida, Cucurbitales, Cucurbitaceae. Gene Ontology annotation, molecular function: S-adenosylmethionine-dependent methyltransferase activity. The record is from RefSeq and is a predicted model, not a curated record. The coding region runs from base 599 to 1699 and encodes 366 amino acids.
UCCACGUGUAGGACAACACACUGCAAACCCAAACCCAAGAAGAACCCACAGCAGAAUACACCCAACGGCUAAACUCACACUCAGCGUGAAACACGCCGCAAAAACGCCGCCGAACACACACAGCUGAAACUCACCGAAAAAUCGCUCAGAAAAACCGCCGCCUGAACAGCCGGAAGAACGCCCCUCGAAACUCUCACUCUACCGGAGAUCUCCCCCAAUGUCAAACCGCCCCAACUCUAACGGAGACCAACGUAGGAACUCACGGCAAAACGCCAACGUCUUCCUCUACGUCGGCUACCUCUCUGUUCUCUUUGGAUGGUGUUUUUCCAGCUGCUCUCUUUCUCUAUUCUGUUUUGAGACUGUCGCCUAACCCCUCACCUUCUCCUUUCAUUUAUUUUUUCUCAAUUAAAAGACCCUAAAGAAGAAAAUAAACUUUGAUUACAAAAAUAUAAUUCAAAGUAAAUAUACAGCUCUACCCUCGAUAACGAACCAAUUUUAAAAUCUCUUAAAUAAUUUAUCAUUUUAUAAUGUUGAUCCUUAAUGGGUGAUAGACUGAUAAAUAAAUCUCAUCCCCCUCCCAACAGAAGUCUAAAGAGAGAUGGAGGUUAGUAAAAUACUUCAUAUGAAUUCAGGAGUUGGAGACAAAAGCUAUGCCAAAAACUCCUUACUUCAGCGAAAGGCAAUGUCGAAAGCCUGGCCAAUCAUAAAGGAAGCCAUUGAAGAUUAUUUGUGCACCGAAAAUACUCCAAUUACCACUUUAAGCAUUGCAGAUUUGGGAUGUUCUUCCGGACCAAACACCCUUUCAAUUCUCUCCGAUUUAAUCACACAAUUUCAUAAAAUAAUUCAACUUCACCAUAACAAACCAAUCCAAUACCAAAUCUUCUUCAACGAUCUUCCUUCAAAUGAUUUCAAUUUCCUUUUUAGAUCAUUGUCAAAAUUCUUGGAAGACCUGAAGAACCAAAUUGGAACUGAUUUUGGAACUUGUUUUUUCAAUGGAGUCCCUGGUUCUUUUUAUGGCAGACUCUUCCCCAACAAAAGUUUACAUUUUGUUCAUUCUUCAUACACUCUUCACUGGCUCUCUAAGGUAUCUGAAGGGAUGGAGAUGGUAAACAAAGGAAACAUAUUCAUAAACAGGACAAGUCCAAAGAAUGUGAUUGAAGGGUAUUAUAAGCAAUUUCAAAAGGAUUUCUCACUGUUUUUGAAAUGUCGUGGAGAAGAAAUAGUAAGUGGUGGGCGAAUGGUUGUUACUAUAUUAGGAAGAACAGAUGAAUCUCCACCAAACGAUGAUUUUUGUUACACUUUGACCCUUUUGAAUCUAGCUAUCAAUAACAUGGUUAAGGAGGGGAUGAUCAGAGAAGAGAAAGUUGAUAGAUUCAAUGUCCCAAACUUCAUGCCAAGUUCAGAGGAAGUAAAAACAGAGGUUUUAAAAGAAGGAAGCUUCAUUGUCAACCGUGUCGAAGUCGCACGAAUUGAUUGGAACUCGUAUAAUGAUGAAUUUAAUCAAUCAAAUGUGUUUGUCGAUAGCAGUUAUUGUUAUGCAAAAUGCAUUAGGUCUGUGUUUGAGCCCCUUAUGAUUCCUCACUUUGGAGAAGCCAUUGUUGAAGAAUUAUUUCACAAGUUUGGAAAAAUAGUUAAGGAUGAAAUGUCCAAAAAACAAUGCCAGGAAACAAACAUCACUAUUUCCCUUACUAAGAAAUAAGAUGAACAUUGGAAAUCAUAGAUGACAUUAUAUAUUGUGGGAUUGUCGUUAUACAAGACAAGCUUGUAAGAACUAUUAUCUAUGCUCUAUAUUAUAUUAAUGCAAUUGAAAUACGAGUAUUUAUUGUUA